GGGCGCGCAAGUUUCCUCCCGCGGCGGCGUGCGGAGAUCCCCGGGCGCGCCGGCGGAGGCGGAUAAGUGACCAUGCUUCAGCCAACAUACUUUGAGGAAGAUGCUGCCGCAAGAGUCUUCGUUUUCAGUUAAAUAUGCAUGCUAGAAUGGCUGCUGCAGGUGCCUCCUGUAUUGAGGAAGAAGCUGGAGCCAGGUCUCCGCCAGCUCCCUGCAGGCGACUUGAGGCCCAGAGACAGCAGCUGCAGGAGGAGAAUGGGACGGCUGACCGGCUCUCUGAACAGAGCGAUGCUUCCUUCAUAGCAGCAGAGCAGAACCGGCAGCAAGCUGCUGCAGGCAAGUUGAAGAAAACAGCCUUCAAGCUCUUUGGCGGGAAGAGAAGCAUUUGCACGCUGCCGAGCUUUUUCGGAGGGAAAAACAAAGGCCAUGGAAAGGGAACCUCUAAGAAGGGCUUGUGCAAAAGUAAAACUCAUGAUGGCAUCAGUGAUGUUGGAUGUGAAGAUGCUGGUGGAGGGCGUCUCAGGAGCCCCUCGGAUGGUGGAACAGACUCCCCUUCUCCCCAGCUGCCAAGCUCCCAAAGUGCCCUUUUGGCAAGAGGUGCUGGCCCUCCGGUUGAUUUUGUUGGGCAGUCAGCUUCUCUGUGUGGGAGUUCAGAGGGCUUUGAGAAGAAGCCCAGUGGAGACAAAUCUUUGUUCCUCCCACGGCCUAAAAAAGGUCUGAAGGGGCUAUUCAACAGCAUCCGGCGCCAUCGAAAGAACAAAGCUAAUGAACCUGAGAAAACAGAGCUGCAGGAGUGGACGUCUAGGGGAGCUGUUGCUGAAGAACAAGGCAAAAUAAAUAAGCAGGCGGGCAUUGGAAGUCAGGAGACUUCUGAGAAGAUGAAUCAAAAAAGCAUGGUGCUUCCUCCAGAACGUGGGGAGAACCUUCUUAAUCAAGCUGCACCUGGAAUAAAGGCCAGUCUUGGUGAAUCAAGAGAGGGAAACCAACUGGUAGUUGAUGAAAACAGUUCUGAUGGGGGUGCAGCCACUGGAAUUGCAAGCAGCGGAGACUCUCCGGAUGUCACAUUGGAUGUGGGUGACACCCUCUGUGUGAACGCUACCUGUGAUGUCCUUCCGGACACUCUCCAGCCAGAGUAUUUGGACAGCGAUCCGCCUUCCGUCCCUUCUGGGGACCAACUUAGCUUGAUGUUUGGAGAUGUGACUUCCCUUAAAAGCUUUGACUCUUUCACUGGCUGCGGAGACAUUAUUGCUGAGCCAGAUAUUGACAGUAUCACCGAGAGCGCCACUUCUGCAGGGCGUAGUAGAGACGCCACCAAAAGGAGUUCCUGCCUUGUUACUUACCAGGGUGGAGGGGAGGAGAUGGCUGUGCCUGAUGCUAUAGAGGAGUAUCUCCAGCAGAUGUGGGAAGGUGCUGCCAAAGUGGAUGCUGCCACCUACGAAACCCGCCUACCUGAGCUCAUGACAAACAGUGAUCUGCAGGGAGUGAACGCUGGCAAGCAGGAGCCUCACCACUAUGGUGACAGCCCAAGGAAUAACAUGGAUCCCCUGACUCCACACAGUGACCAGCAAGAAUCUGCUCCCAAUAGUGAUGAGGGUUACUAUGAUUCAAACACUCCGGGUCCUGAGGAUGAAGCUGGAGAUGAAGAAAUCAAGAAGGAUCGCCUUCCGAGGGACAGCUACAGCGGUGAUGCUCUUUAUGAAUUUUAUGAGCCAGAUGAUGUGCUCAUGAGUCCUUCUCAUGGGAAUGAGCCCUGGUUUGACAGGAAAGCUCCCCCCUCAGAGACUUUUGGCCAGUUCUUGGACUUUACUCUUUCUGCAGAGAAGGAUUUGGUCCAGAUGAUGGGACAGAAGAGUGAAGUGAUGGAAACAGAGGAGGAGAGGCUAACAUCCAUCCAGAAGCAGCUUCUGUAUUGGGAGAUGCAGCGAGAGCCAGUCUUGAAACAUCUGGAUAUGCUCAGUAAAGAUCAGCAUCCCAGGGAAAAGGAAUGCAAUGAAUGUAAAACAAGAACAGCCAACUUAACCGGCAAAUGUCCAAGUUGCCUUGGUUGUGAGCAAGGUGGCCCUCAUGCUUUGAGCAGAAGCCUGAACACUGGCAUCUCAGCUGAAAACCAAGACUGGAGGGACUUGCAAGAGAUGCUGUGCCCCCCAAAAUAUACUAAUGGCAGUUGUGGCCCCAAAGCACAUGGCAGUUGCUUUAUUCAGUUCAUGGAAAAUGGUAUCAUGUUGGAUUCCAAUUUGGAGCAUCCAGCACUCGAGUCAUACGCCUUGAGUGGUUUGGCCCUGGAAAAAUCUGUGACCUACCCUUUCUACAGAACACAUGGCCGCCACAGCUGCCCACCAAGCGAACAUCACAGUGGAACUGAACCUGGCUUUCAAGAGUCUCACCCAGAAAGCAAAUGUGGACCGGAGCAGGCUGUGAACUUCUCUCAAGCCCUGGUGGAAUUCACUAGCAGUGGGACUCUGUUCUCCAGUCUCUCUGAAAGCCUCGGGAGCUCAGACUCGGGCUCUGCCUUCACUCAGAACCUUCCUGCCCUUCCGACAAUGGUCACAUUUGAUAUUGUCGACGUUGAACAGGAGGGCGAAGGGGAGUGGGAGCAGCAUUUGGAGAUGAACACCGAUGAGGAUAUUGCAGCAUCUUUUGAGGCCUUUGACAGUAGCUAUGUUCCGAAAGACUCCUUUGCUGAAUGUGACGAGAGAAUGUUUCCUGGGUCUCUACAGAGCUCUUUCCAAAGUAACUGGGGUGUUGCCAGCCUUCCCCGUUGUCUUCGGCUUCAGGAGUUGAGCCCCCCCAUGCCAGAGCCGCUGUCCAUCUGCAGGAGAAGCCGGUCCCUGGACACCGAGAGUUUGGAGUUCGAGCUUGGAAGUUUGCAGCCAUCCAAGAAUGGCCUGAAGCCUUGUGAGCUUUGGUCCAAAUGGAGUAGCUGCAAAAAGAAACCUGCUGAGCCAGGAGUGAGUGCUGGCCAGGGAAGUUCUCCAGGUUCUGCAGAAGAAAGGGAAAGUAGCGGCACCCUUCCUUGGCCAGGACUGCAGAACGUAUCCUACAGGGUGGAUACGUUUCCUUCUCAAGAGGCAAAACGGUGGGACUAUGAUCUGAAUGCACCAGCCUUCCAGAGCACAUGGGGCACAUUGGACCAGCCCGAUGCAGAGCUGCCUUUCAUGUGCAUGGGGCAGAACUCUGCACAGGAGACUGCCAGGAGACCUCCGCAUGAUGGGACCAAUACUCCAGUGUUUCAGAUGCCAAGACUGAUGGCCAGGCCAUCCAGCCUCCCCCUGCAGACUCCAGUUGAGUCCCAAGAAGUACCUGCUGCUUCUCACAGGCAUUGUGGAGACACCAUGGCUAAAAAACUGGCCUGGGUGCUCCCUUUGGGAGAUAAAGGUGCUGACUUGCCUCCCAGCUUUGCUUUUGCCUCUUCCCCCGACAAACCAGCAAUGUGUAAACCUGCAGACAUGAUGGAAGGAGUGCCCCAGUUUCACUGCAGCAAUGCUGAGGCUUUCAAGGGCGGGGCUGAGCAUCACGGGAGCUCUGAAGCCAACCCACUGAACAGGAGAGCCGCAUGCUGGAAGGCGCCCUUGGCCUCCUGUCAGAAUGUCGCGAGGAAUGUAACAGUAGCCAAAUAGCUCGUGUGAGUCUCACAAGUGGGUUAGGGUGGACAGGUUCCAGAGGCUGUGGUGGGAUUUGAAACGUUGCAAAUGAUAAGUUUAAAUUAUAUUCGGGGGUGGGUGGGUUGCUGCCUCAACGGUGAGGAUGAUGCAGGUGGAAAUUCAGCUGAUGGUGCUCUUAUCUAGGUUAAAUAACAAGUUGCUGUUCCACUGUGUGAACUUCCGUAGCUGCUUAAUGAAGGGCUGAAGAAAGGGUGCUGGCUGCAGUUCAUGGGGACGUUGGAUUACGGCUGAUCCAUCUGUAAGAAUCUCCAUCUCAGCCUUCUACAGUAAAGUUAAAAGUCAAAGGGGCAAAAUCAUUUGCUGAAGCCAUCCAGUGGGCAAAGCUCUCUUUCUUUUAAAUAUUCAUUAUGGUUUUAACAAGAAUGGUUUGCUUAUGGUUAAAAAGUGGUAAAUAUUCAGUUUUUCAGUUACUAAAGCCAUUUGCAGAAAGUGAUUGGUUUUAUCCACAGGACAGGCAAAUCUAUACAAUCCCUUGCAUGUCAAGGGUGUGCGUAGUAGGGUUGAGUUGCAAAGUUGUGACAGUAGCUGGAUGGGGUAUUGGUUAAAGUGACCAAAGUGGGACAAGGGAGAAGACACCUUCUUAAACAGGAGUUACUUUAUGGAGAGGAAUGAAGGCAAAGUAAUGACACACUUGCAGAUUUUCAAGGGGUUAGUUUUUUAAAAGUCUGCUUCAAGCCACGUCCCGUUUAAAGACUGCAUUCCAUCAUGUCCUGGUUACAACUACGCUUCUUUUGAUAGAAUGUCUGGCAAAGUUAACUUUUCCUGGGUACCCCCCAGUACCUAGAAUACACUGAGCUCAGUCACCAAACUAGUUACACUGGUAUACUGCUGUUGAAUCUGGUCUCUUUAUUCUGGCUUUACUGGUUUCUCUACUGGAUUGCAAUACUUUAGAAAAGCUUAAGUGGAUUAGUGCCUGGAGGUGUCAUACUGCAAGUUUUUUGCAUCUUCUUGGCUGGUUGGAGUCUGUAAUGUCAUGUAGGGUCUAUGGUAGAACAAACUGGGUGGUUUCUGUUUUCUGUCUUCCAGCUAGGAUUGGCCAAGACAUCUUGCUGCCCAAGGCAGAACACCCCAGUAGCAUCUUGGCUUACAUAAAGACAAUGAUGAAUUAAGGUAGGGCACAAUCCACUGAGAAACUGCCCUGUGCAACUCCUGUUGAAACACACAGGAGCACUGGGUGAUUUCAGUGUGUUUUGUGCAGAAAGACUUCUUGGUUUUGAAGCGCUUGAGCUCAGACCUCUUCCCCCCCCCCCCCGUUGUCCUGAUGGUUCCUUUGGUUUUCUACCUGAAGAGGACUUCAGGGGCAUGCUGGAUCAGACCAAAGGUCCAUCUAGCAUCCUGUUUUCAAGAUUGCCCAGCAAGAUGCUCUUCAGAAGUUGAUAACCCUUCUUAGCUUUUUGUCUGAGCACCUGCCAUCCAGAAGUAUGCUGCAUCUGGAUACAGAGGUUCUAUUUACCUAUUAUGGGAGGGGGAAAUCUUUGGUUCUCCAUAAAUUAGUCUUACCUUUUGUGAAAACUUGUGGCUUACUCCAUUCCUAGUUCUCAGAACUGCAUUCAUUAUUCCUUUGACUCCUAAACUUCCAGGCUAGUAACUAGUGAGAUGGAAAAACUUCUGACUAAGGACAGUGCUUCUGAGAAACAUAUAGAUAUAAAAUUUGCAGUAAAUAAAUACUAGACUGUCUGGCCAAGACCAUCCAUCCAGAUUCUACAACUCCAUCAAUGCUGGGAUAGUUAGAUCUCCGCCUUUAUUUCGGGCCUGCGAGAGAAGUUACCCCUUCUGGAAUGGAAUAUUCCUCCUUCCAGUUGUAGCUCUUCCUGAGACAAAAAGGUGAUCCUCCACCCUCAGGGGCACCCUCAGUAUUGACUUGGGAAAUCAAGUGGGCAGCUGGAGAUUUCGUGAGAAUUGACCAAAAGCCUUCUGCUCAUACAAGGGAGCGUUUGGAUUGGAGAUAGGAGAUUCUCGGUCUACCAGCAUCUGCCAAAGGCGGGGGCAGGUGGGGUGUCCUUGCUAAGCACUUGGUCAACGGUCCUGUCUGAUAGGUCCUGCUCUGCUUUGUGGAUUAUGGGCUGUGGGGGGCUGCUUCCUUCCUUCUCCAUUUGGAAUUGCUGUUGUUCAUACACACCAGGACUAUUCAUGAUCAAGCUGCUUGCACUGUGGACAGCUUUUCACAGUGGCCUCCUUCAGCCUUGUAUUCUUGGAUGUGUUGGGGGUGGGUGGGAGGAGCCUUUUCAUUUAAGCAUGUCACCAAAGACAUCUUGUGAAGUUUGUUGUCAAGUGGUGUCAUUUUUACUAAUGUAUAUGUAAAAAAAAAAAAAACCAUGGUGUUGCUAAGAAUGUCCAUAUCUGCAAAUGCGUGUCUUUUAGCAUUUUUGGUUGUACAUAUUUAAUGGAAAUAUUUGUUUUUUUAAAAAGAACACUUUAUAUUCUAAUAUGUACAAAUUAUUCAGCUCUGCCUUGGUAGCGUGACCUGUUUCCAGUGGGUUUCUUGAAUGUAUUGCUUAAGAAAAAAAUCAUAAAUGUGUAGUCUUAUUUCAUCUGGGGGCAAGAUUUGGCACUUGGAAACAUCACCCUGGGGUGGGGGGGGGACUGCAGUUAUUAAAAGCCGACUGGUUGGGUCUGGAGAGGAGGUUGCUCCCCCUUCUUCUGGCCUCUGUAUUGUUGUCCUUCCCAUUUGGCAGAUUUCAGCCUGUUAAAGUUCAACUGCAGCAGGCAACAGAUAAGCUAGUAAAGCCAUUCUGCAUGUUACACUGAAUGAGAUGGUAGAAUCCAGGCUUGUGCCAGAUGGCAAAAGUGUUUAAAUUAUUUCUCCUAUGUAUUAAAAACUAUCUAGAAAACAAGCACCAAGUUUAGCAUGCUGGUUGCCUCGUGAUUUCAGAUGGGAGGGAAAAACACUCUGGCAUCUGCCAUCAGCUGCAUGGUAGAGGGGUAGAGUUUGUGUUAAGCUAGUAAGCGAUCAUGGGAUCAAAAGAAGGGUUUAAAUCUUUAAAUAAUAGAUGCAGGGCAUUUUUAAUAUGGAUGACAUUAAAAACAGAAUCAUGCCCACACAUGCCGCCCUGCAUGCCGUCAGAUGGUACAGUCCCAAGAUUCUACCUCUUGAUUUUGAGUAAUGUGUAAAACAACUCUUGGAGCUGAAAUGAAUCAAAAAGAUAUCUAGGGUGCCUCCAUGCUGUGAAACUAGACAUCGUCCAUCAACAGCAUUGUCCUGUUCAGCUCUGAAGAACAGCUUGGUUGUGGAAGGAUCUAAUGGUCCAGUCCAGUCCAGUCCAGUGUAGUUGACAAAAAUCCAUACAAGAGAAACAUGCAGAAUUGGCUGGGAGCCAAAGAAGUGUCCAGUGCUCACAAGCGGUGAUGUGAACCCAGUGAUAGUUCAGGUCAUCUUCCAAGUGCUGGGUCUACACUACAUUGGAGAUUUCUUUUUAUAUGCAUAUAAGAUCAAUGUUACCUAUUUUUAUAUGUGGUUUUUUCCCUUGCAUUUUAUAUACAUUCAUGGGAAAGCUUUUCAUGGGGACUGUUCUUUUGACUUGUAUUUUUUUAAAAAGUUGCAGUUUACUGUUUUGAAAAUCUAUGACUGCUGCUAUCACUUGUGCAAUGGGAAAGGGCAAAUGUGCUCAUUGAUGUUGUUUUCAAUUGUGUGUUGCUUGGUGGUGUUCCAACACAUGCGUUGGAAUAUUUCGCGCUUUCCCCCCUUCCUUUUUCAUCUACACCCCCCCCCCCCCCGUUUUUCAUGGUUACUAACAGCCCCUGACGGUUUAAGUAGCAGUUCGUUAUCUCUGCCAGGUCCUGUUGAGGUGAUUUUGUGUUCCUUUGGGUUCUUGUUUGUGGCUUUUUAUUCGCGAAUUUGGAGGUAUUUUAGGUUACUAUUUAAAACUAGGAGGGUUAGCUGUGUUAGUCUGUAGUUGCAAAAUAGUAAAGAGUCCAGUAGCACCUUUAAGACU
This is a messenger RNA of Eublepharis macularius, 7591 nucleotides long. It is a transcript of the gene AMER1, whose product is annotated as APC membrane recruitment protein 1. Gene Ontology annotation, cellular component: plasma membrane. The transcript is spliced from 2 exons. NCBI's taxonomy places the organism in Eukaryota, Metazoa, Chordata, Lepidosauria, Squamata, Eublepharidae. The coding region runs from base 135 to 3614 and encodes 1159 amino acids. Gene Ontology annotation, biological process: regulation of canonical Wnt signaling pathway. The record is from RefSeq and is a predicted model, not a curated record. Gene Ontology annotation, molecular function: phosphatidylinositol-4,5-bisphosphate binding; beta-catenin binding.